Messenger RNA from Trichobilharzia szidati, 888 nucleotides. Lineage: Eukaryota; Metazoa; Platyhelminthes; Trematoda; Strigeidida; Schistosomatidae. The record is from the annotation of a GenBank genome assembly.
AUGAACAAAUUGACAAUAGACAAAUUUCGCAUCAAAGGGAUUCGAGCUUACUAUGAUGAUACAACAGGCACAGAAGUCGAAGAGACUGAGUCUAUGCUUUACUACAAAACUCAAACAUUUUAUUGUAAGGUUGAAAUAGAAAUACCCACAUGUACAACUGAUCGUGAUUGGACUAUCGGUCUUGUUCAAGCAUGUGACUACAUGUAUUUAGCUAAUGAUUAUGAUGGAGUUGGCAAAUCACUUUGGGAAUUUCAUCCAUUAAAAAGUGGUCUGAGAAGAUUAAUAAAUGACAGUGAUGGACGACAAUAUCCAUUUUACAGCGUUAAUCAAAGUUUGUAUAAUAUUAAAAAAGGUCCUGUGAGAAAAUUAACACUAAAUUUACACGUAAAGGAUUAUUUUCAUCCAUCUGUCGUCUGGGAACUGCCUUUUUCCGGUGGUGUACGCCUAACUGAAAUUAAUAGACAACAGAAAUUUUUAAUUUGGUUAGUAGCUAUCAAAUAUGGUAAAAAGUUUUCAUGUAAAGAUGAAAUUACUGUACUGAAAAAGAUACGGUGGGAGUAUGAUUUACACAUGAAAGUUGAUCCUUUUAUGCCAUUAGGUAGCCGAGUACGGAAAAUUUAUGAUGUACAGGAUAGUGGAGUUAUUAUGAUGGAUCCAGAUAAAUCAUAUAAAUUGCCAAUUGCUGCAACAUUCCCACCACAUUGUAAUGCUGCACAAUCAUUGAUAUGGUAUCCGAAAGAUCCACAUAAACCAGCACGUAUACUCGUUCCACCUAAACAGAUAAUUGUCCCAUGGGAAGAAUGGGUUCAUGAUAUGCUAGGUCCAAAUAUCAGAGUUCGUAAACCUAAUGAAGUUUCUGAGAUUGGUGAUAGUAUAAUUUGUGCUUAA